AAAAUUGUGUUUUCUUGGCUGUGCACUACUCUAAAUUAAAAUAGGCAAUACUCUCCGAUCCUCGAACAGCAUUUGGAUAGUUCUAUUGGCAUGCGUUGGUCUUGCAUUGCAUGCCCGUCGAAUCAAAACUCGAUCAUCAAGGCCAGCAUGGAUAUUUGAAUUAAAACCGAAACCUACCUAACCCAUCAAGCUAGGCCAGCAUAUAUAUAUAGAAUACCAAUUGCUAAUUCUCCAUUUUCUGUUUUUCUCUCUAUACCCUUUUGGCCAAUUAUUAUUCUCUCACAAAGGAACCAAGACAAGAAGCUAGCAUAGAUAUGGAGGGUUUUUUGCCUCUGGUUUACAAAGCAAUUAAGAAACGCAAGACUCGCAGGCAAUACCAGUGCCUUUCUUCAGGGGACAUGAACGUGGCUGAGUUCUACCCUCCAAGUACUCAUCAUCAUGGCCAUGGCUAUAUUAAUUACAUGCAGGAGCCUUCAACGUCAACGCAAAAAGUGGUUGAUGAUGAUGAUGAUACAGAAAACAUUGGUUAUAUGCGAUAUAAUUCUGUUAGAGAAUUCUCUUCGCCUCAUCAUCAACAAAGAACCUGUGUCGCUCAUGACUCACCCGAUUCGAAGCAACUCGACAGGUUUGGGAGUCAGAAAAUAUUUUCAUGCCUCGCUGGUUAAUUUUACAAGGUGCAUCCUCUGUACGUAUUUCAAUUUUACAAAGAAACUAGUGUGGCAACAAUUCAUCUAAAUUUGUAUGUGGUUGAUGUA
Messenger RNA from Glycine soja, 755 nucleotides. RefSeq lists its product as uncharacterized. The record is from RefSeq and is a predicted model, not a curated record. NCBI's taxonomy places the organism in Eukaryota, Viridiplantae, Streptophyta, Magnoliopsida, Fabales, Fabaceae. The transcript has a single exon. The coding region runs from base 315 to 665 and encodes 116 amino acids.